This is a messenger RNA of Tachyglossus aculeatus (Australian echidna), 981 nucleotides long. RefSeq names its product mitochondrial ribosomal protein L16 (gene MRPL16). Gene Ontology annotation, biological process: mitochondrial translation. Gene Ontology annotation, molecular function: structural constituent of ribosome; rRNA binding. The record is from RefSeq and is a predicted model, not a curated record. The transcript has 4 exons. Gene Ontology annotation, cellular component: mitochondrial large ribosomal subunit; ribosome. NCBI's taxonomy places the organism in Eukaryota, Metazoa, Chordata, Mammalia, Monotremata, Tachyglossidae. The coding region runs from base 1 to 753 and encodes 250 amino acids.
AUGUGGCGGCGGUUGGGGCGGAGGGCGACGCUGCGCCCGCUCGGGGCCCUCACAGGUUCCGCGCUGACCCAGCCCCUCGCCGGCAUGAAGACUUUCCUCCCCGUGCCAACUUAUGAGGACGUCUCCAUUCCGGAUAAACCUAAGCUGAGGUUUGUCGAAAGGAUGCCGCUUGUCCCAAAGACCCGCCGGGAACCCAGGAACUUGAGCGAUAUCAGAGGGCCGUCAACCGAAGCCACUGAGUUUACCGAGGGCAACUUCGGCAUUCUGGCCCUGGGCGGCGGAUACCUUCGCUGGGGCCAUUUUGAAAUGAUGCGCCUCACCAUCAACCGGUCCCUGGACCCCAAGAACAUGUUCGCCGUAUGGCGGGUGCCGGCCCCGUACAAACCCAUCACCCGCAAGGGGGUGGGGCAGCGCAUGGGAGGGGGCAAAGGGGCCAUCGAUCACUACGUGUCCGCCGUGAAGGCCGGCCGCCUCAUCGUGGAGGUGGGCGGGCGCUGCGAGUUCGGCGAGGUGGAAUGGUUUCUCAGCAAGGUGGCCCACAAGCUGCCUUUCCGGGCCAAGGCCGUGAGCCGCGAGAGCCUGGCGGCCAUGCGGAAGAGGCACGAGGAGCGGAGGCUGAACAACCAGAACCCCUGGACCUUCGAGCGGAUCAUUACCUCCAAUAUGCUGGGGAUGCGUAAAGUGCUCAGCCCUUACGACCUGACUCAUAAGGGGCAGUACUGGGGCUGUUUCUACAUGCCCGAACGAGUCUAACGGCCAGGGAGGGGACUGGGGGGUCGGAGAGCUGCCUCCGCCGGGGAAGAGUCCGACUCUUCCUCGCCGCCCACCCUUUCCCUUCGAGGAGGGAAUCGCCUGGGCCCCAGCUUGAGCGCAGCUGCAGAGCCACAGCAGCGAAAGAAGCUCUGGGACAGAAGGGAAGUUAGGGAAUGUCGGCCACCGCUUUCCCGAUGAAUAAAGUGGCUCCGCCAAUUGUCAGCUGUG